AUGCCCUCCGCAAACACAGAGUCGAUAGGUUCGAAAAUAACAAUGAAAUUCUCUCAUUUCAAAGAUCUACUUUAUUUCUAUUCACUUACGACCAAUCUUUCUCUCUCUUCCCCAUUCUUUCUCUCUCUCUCUCGCUCUCUCUCACUCUCACUCUGCUUCUUCAUUCUCUCUCAGCCUCAAUUUCUGUUUCCCAUUAUUUCUCCUCUUUCCUUUUCUAUCUACCUAUCUAUCGCUGGAAUUUUCUCUCUAUCAUAUUCUACUUUUCAGAAGCCUUCCUCGACACACUCUUUACUUGCUUCUAUCUUUUUAACAUAUUUUACUUCACUCUUUCCAUUUCAGCUUAUAUUAUUCUCCAAUCUAUCUAUCUAUCAAUCUAUCUAUCUAUCUAUCUAUCUAUCAAUCUAUCUAUCUAUCUAUCUAUCUAUCUAUCUAUCUAUCUAUCUAUUUAUCUAUUUAUCUUCUGUUCAUAUCUAUCUAUCUAUCUAUCUAUCUAUCUAUCUAUCUAUCUAUCUAUCUAUCUAUCUUCUGUUCAUAUCUAUCUAUCUAUCUAUCUAUCUAUCUAUCUAUCUAUCUGUUUUAGAGUGUUCAUUUCAUUUCAUUUAUCUAUUUAAGUCUGUUCAUAUCUAUCUAUCUAUCUAUCUAUCUAUCUAUCUCUCUAUCUAUCUAUCUAUCUGCUUUAGACUUCUGUUCAUUUCUUUCUAUUUAUUUUCGUUUGUUCAUCUAUCUAUCUAUCUUUCUAUCUAUCUAUCUAUCUAUCUAUCUAUCUAUCUAUCUAUCUAUGCUUCAUUUAUUUCCUUUUCUAAAGUAUGUUUUCUUACCUUUCUUUCCCCUUUUACUAUCUCAGUCUAUACGUCUCUCUAG
Messenger RNA from Acanthosepion pharaonis, 861 nucleotides. The record is from the annotation of a GenBank genome assembly. NCBI's taxonomy places the organism in Eukaryota, Metazoa, Mollusca, Cephalopoda, Sepiida, Sepiidae.